CAUACACGCACUGGGGUUUGAUGUGGGUGUGGGAGCAACUUUAGGAAACAAAGUGUCUAUCGCUUCAAAACUAGCUCACAGUUGUUCCUGCUCUCAGUUUAUUAUUUUCGAAGAAGUUUUAAAAACUCCGAGGAGAUCAACAGGCGUUCACGUCACUCUACGGGUCUUCAUUUAGCUCUCAUCAUGUCCGAUGGGGACUAUGAUUACCUCAUCAAGUUCCUCGCUCUGGGGGACUCUGGGGUGGGAAAGACCAGCUUCCUAUAUCAGUACACAGACAGCAAAUUCAACUCCAAAUUCAUUACCACAGUGGGAAUAGACUUCAGAGAAAAGCGAGUGGUGUAUAAAUCCAGUGGUCCUGAUGGCACAGCGGGCAGAGGCCAGAGGAUCCACAUCCAGCUGUGGGAUACAGCCGGACAGGAGAGGUUUCGGAGUUUGACCACUGCUUUCUUUAGAGAUGCGAUGGGCUUUCUACUGCUCUUUGACCUCACCAAUGAGCAGAGCUUCCUGAAUGUGCGCAACUGGAUGAGUCAGCUGCAGACACAUGCAUACUGUGAGAAUCCUGAUAUCGUCUUGUGUGGAAAUAAAUCAGACCUGGAGGAGCAGCGUGCCGUCAAAGCGGAGAACGCAAGAGAACUGGCAGAGAAAUACGGGUGA
This is a messenger RNA of Danio aesculapii, 654 nucleotides long. RefSeq names its product RAB27A, member RAS oncogene family (gene rab27a). The record is from RefSeq and is a predicted model, not a curated record. Lineage: Eukaryota; Metazoa; Chordata; Actinopteri; Cypriniformes; Danionidae. Gene Ontology annotation, cellular component: secretory granule; melanosome. Gene Ontology annotation, biological process: melanosome transport; positive regulation of exocytosis. Gene Ontology annotation, molecular function: GTPase activity; GTP binding. The transcript has 5 exons. The coding region runs from base 184 to 654 and encodes 156 amino acids.